AUGAGGUAUGUCAUCCCACCUGCUAAAUACAUCAUCCGUGAGGCUCACACACAUUUGGGUCCCACCUUCACGGCGCGCUCUGACAAGCAAAAGCCCCCACCAAAGCGCCUACAGGCUCUGCGGGCAGAGCGCCAUCCAAAGGGGAAGAGUUAUGGGACAGAUUUGGGGAAGACAACCCUUCCGAUAAAGUAGGUUGAGGAUGCUAGUUAAAUUACUGUAAGUGGUCUAUUCCCCCCCCCCCCUUCCUUUUUUCAGCCCAGUUGCGCAAAUAAUCCGAUUUCCCUUACCCGGUGGCAGCUCACAAAUGAAUCACCAUUGAAAAAUCGUAAAGGCAACGUUAUUCCUAAAGUCCUACCCUUCUUCCUCCACGUGUUAGAUAUUAAUUAUCCAGUUUUAAUACUAAAUACAUCAUGUCCUGACGACCUCCUAUAUUCGCAUGCUUGGAUAAGUAUAUCCUAUCGUGAAUACUGAGAAGAAUGAUGUGAGUUAUGUUCGCAUGGGAGAAGGCCAGCGGAAAGAUUAUGAUACAUGAAGAGCCUUACGAAGGUAUGGAUGGGACGACGACCUCGGGACCUCGGGCGAGCUCAGGUGGUACAAUAUUAAUGUCUGAUUUUAGUGGACUGAAAAGUAAGUGGAUAAAUGGAAUAACUGGCUACCCGUUCAGAUGGUGGGACUCCCUAAUUUUCCGUCGUUGGGGAGGCUUUUCCGGUCAUGUGCCGUUUGUAGGGUCCCAAAUCUUUUAAACCACACGUAUUCCAACAGAAAUCCUCGGUUUGUUUUCUUUUGUACACGAAGACCGUUUCGAUUUUAGAAACUUCGAGUUAAUGGGCGUUGCGUCAAAAACACUUGGCUGGGAAUUUCAAGCACCCCGGAAGGACUACUGGCACAAGUUUAUAUCGAUUUGGUUUAAUCAUUUUUAGGUGCGUCCUUAAUCGUACCGCUCAUCAUACGGCCGCACAGGUGGUGCACUGUACGUCGAGGGUUGUGCUGUCGGCCUCAACUGAGGAGCCGUCCAUCAGCAAGCAUCUAUACAGGUUUGGAAAGUUGAAAAUUUUCCUAAGCCCCUAGUAACACUGACACUUCGGCAGCCGAAAACAUUGGCCGCAUUUUGGCCUACAGAUGCCAGUGUUCGGGAAUUACCUCGCUCCUCUUCGACGUUGUUGAAAAUCCUCUUACUAGUUUGCGGAACAAGGCGUUUUACGAUGCCCUGAUCAGCGGUGGGGUUGCCUUAGAAGAGAAGUCUUUCGAGCACCCUCAAGAGUACGGUAUCGACUACGACAGCCUUACAGAAGAAGAAAAGCUUUCGCUCUACCCCAGGCUUAUUGAUGAACUGCGCACCACUCCAGAUUGGGGCAUGCAAAAAUAUCCUUUUUCCCUUAGACCUUCACGCAAGAGUGAGGCGAGGAAACGCAGAUAUCAGGUAAACCCAUUCUUAAUUAUGCUUAUGAUUCCCUUGCCGUUCCCUUCACUCGAUUACACCCCAGGCAACGGUGGUCAUGCGUUUUGUUCUUGCAAUACGUCGUACUGUGCCAAUUCUAAAAAAACUGAUGCAGGCAAAAGCAUUAGGUACAAGAAUCUCGCGCAUUAUAUCAUGCCUUUUGGUGAUUUCUCUCAGGAUAAUUAGAUAAAAAAGUAACUAGCCAACCUGGCCCUUACUGGACUGCGGAAAGGGACCAUUGUGGGACCAUUCAGUCGAGCAAAAAGCGAAGCUGAAUGAUGCGCCUGGUCGGAAUUUCCUGCUUAUACUUCUGACCGUGACCGAGACGAUGCUGGAAGAAGUCUUUUGUGAAGUCACUGUGGGUAACCGAUCAGGUGAUGAUGUACAGCAAGUGGCGUAUCUCGCGAAUUCCAAGAUGAAAUCUCGGUUGGUAAGGAUUACUUAGGUGGUACUGUAAUGCUGAUAAUCAUGCAGUAUGUUCUAAAAAUAUUCCAGUCACACCAGGAUGCCGGUUUUUUAAAUACGCGUCUUUCCGGCCGUCUGCGGGAAUCACGGUGGCGAAGGUGGCUACAUGUGUUAGGAUUUUCCCAUCGACUGCGAUGCCCUUAUAAAUGUAAACUUAUUUUAUAGGAAGCACGUACAAAAAUACCCUUUAUUAUGCGCAUCUUGUAGUAAAUGGCGUCUCCAAUUUUCUGCUUAGAGUAGUUAUCUGUCGGCACCAAAUAAGUUUGCAAUUAUGAUAUUUUUGAUUUCAUCAUAUCAUCCAUCAUAUCUGCCAGUCCAUCAAAUCUCAUGGACCCAUAUCCAUUGUGAAAAUUUAUGAGUCCUAUAUGGUGGCAUCUUAAUAGCAUAGAAUGUUCGAACUCUCCUUUACGCAAAUUAUACAUCGUGCGGUUUGGAGACCCCACGCACAAAUAAAACGGCAGUUUUGGUUCAAAAAAUUCGACCGAUAUCCUUUCAUCGAAUACGAAACUCCAAGAAGGCUUCAUUUCCUACUAAAUCAGUGUAGUAAGGCAUAUUUUUGUACAUGCCUUCUAUAAAAUAUGUUUAUAUUUACAAGGCAUUGAAAAUUGCAGGAAGAAUACUACUACGCAAGUAGUCAUUUUUAGCGUUUUGGAUUUCUACGGACGACCGGCAAAACGCGUAUUCGUAAGCCGACAUCCUGGCGUGACUGAAAUAUCUUUGGAUUACACUGCAUGUUGAUAAGUAUUACAACUCACUCUAAGUAAUUAUUUGUAACCGAAGUCAUAUUUCAGGAUUUAAUUUGAUGUUUAACGUCAUCUACUUAACAUAGUCUCGAGUCCUCUCCAAAAUGACCUGAAAACGUGAUUGUAGUGAAUAAGCUUGCAGGGGACUGUAAGAAGUCCCAGAUCAGCAGGUAAUGUUCCUGAGAAGUCCAUCUCUUAGGCAUAUUUGAUGAUGUCCCGGCCGACUGUCAAUUUCUUCGAACCUCCGACAAGGCAUGCAGACUGUUUCUAGGUACUCCCUCCGUCAAACAUGUUUCGUUUUGAUAUCCCAAAUUCAACUCAGCUUUUGGGCCUGCUUUGCUAUCAACGGUCAUACGUGCGAUCUCCCUGGCAAUUUUUCCUAACUCCUUAUAUCUUUUUAACCCUAUACUAGUGGACCAAAGCAUCUUCUUGGUGGUUAAGUGCUUUCAAUUAUCAGAUUGUUAUAGAGCUCCUCAUAAUCAGCCAGUAACACUCCGAAUCAAUUACUUUGACUUGUUGGAUCGGUUUGCCAUCGUCGCCCUAAGUACUUCACCUCCUUUUCACCGGACAAGCCUCCUGAUAUCGAUCCAUCCUUUGAUCAACACAGUGCUAGAUCCAGGCUGGCCCAUGUUUACGCAAAAAUCACUCCUGUAAUGCCUGAGCAACCGUUAGCGCUGAUGAUUACUGGCGGAAUUAAUUGAUCAGCGGGAUAAAACUCGAAUUUACGCCUUCGGAAAGUUCGCUUAAACCAGACUGAUUGCUUGUUCAGGUUCGCGUACGUGUCGUUAAGCCCAGCUUGACGUGCAUCUGCCAUAACCUACGUAAAUCGAUUUUCGGAGGGUGUCAGGGGACCAAUUAGGUUAACUAUCGAUACUUUGCUCGGGGAUCCGUUAUAUAUCGAGGUUAUGCACUCGGGUCUAAAUGUCAAGCCUUCCCGACCUUUACAGCGCAGGGUAAACGGAAGGAGAUUAUUCUUAUCACCCCGUGAUUAAGACAUCUUGUAAAACAUAUUAUUCAUUAUCGAAUUGAGCUUGCAUUACAGUCUUUCGAGUUUUGCCCGUAGGGGAGGGGGCGAUGGAGGCUAGGAUCGCCGAUACCGAAUAACCUCAAGACUGAUCGAUGCUAUUGAGCGUUGGGAUCCCCACGGCUAUGCACCGCGCUCGAUGAAUUACAAUCAAACAGUCUGCUAUGAAGUCCUAGGCAGAGAGGACAUCUGCUUGGUUAGGUUCGCUUCAGAGUAAGAGGGUGGGGACGUAGUGAUAAGAAUGCCGUGUGUGCGCAUCGAUGCUAAAGACCGAGGUUGACUAUUGGCUUCAAGUUAUUUGUCUCCUUCAUGCGAUCCAACGUUUCUCCUUGCUUUGUCUCAGCCCUUCAUGAUUCAUUUCCGUGUUUCUUAGGUUCUCUCCAAGAUAAGGCAAGGCUAUGUUUGGGACGAAUUCUACCACCGAAUGGUGAAACCCAAGGAUAUGGCUGCUUGGCAAGUCGAACAAGGCCAAAUAUUUGCCGAGAAUCUGGGCAAAGAUGUUUCCGAGAAGCUUGCCGAAGCGAAUGAACCCGCUGAAGUCCACAUCCCCGAAAAAUGGAGACUUGAGUAG
Molecule: messenger RNA, 4241 nt
Organism: Spirometra erinaceieuropaei
Lineage: Eukaryota; Metazoa; Platyhelminthes; Cestoda; Diphyllobothriidea; Diphyllobothriidae
Source: the annotation of a GenBank genome assembly